Molecule: messenger RNA, 1160 nt
Organism: Clunio marinus
Lineage: Eukaryota; Metazoa; Arthropoda; Insecta; Diptera; Chironomidae
Source: the annotation of a GenBank genome assembly
AUGGAAUUUUAUAAGAACUAUCUCGUUUUCACAAGUGAUUACAAAAAGAAAUUUCAUUUUCUCUCAAUCGAAAAUGUUAAAGAUAACUGGACGUUUGAUAUUGAUUGGAGUUUUGUAUUAAAUCCGAAGAAACCGAAAAUGUUUUUGGAAAGCAACAAUGAGGAAAUUGAAAAUAAAGCAGAUCUGGAAGCAGAAAAGGAAUCAGAAGAAAUUAUAAACAAUUUUACUUUAUCAGAAAACAAAGAACUUUUAGCAUUCACAAGUAGUGAUAAAUCACUAUUCUUAUGCAAAAUAGAUAAUGACAAAACUGUGACGAUUCUUAGUCGAAGAGUAUUUAUGAGAGCAUCAAGUAUUUUAAGAUUCUCAUGUUGCGGGAAAUAUCUCUUUCUUGCUGAUAAAACAGGUGACACAUUUGUCUAUUCAUGCGAUGAUGAAGGUGAUGAAUAUUUAAGUUCUGGUAAAUGGAUUUUUGGACACAUUUCUCAAAUAUUAGAUCUUCAAAUUGCUCCCGACUUCAGUUGUAUUGUAACAUCAGAUCGCGAUGAAAAGAUAAGAGUGACAAACUAUCCAGAUACACAUGAAAUAGAAGCGUUUUGUCUGGGCCACAAAGAGUUCGUGUCAUCUCUGACGUUUCUCAAGAAAGACAACAUCAUGAUGUCAGCAUCUGGAGACAAGACUCUUCGAACAUGGGACUAUAGAAAAGGAAAAGAACUUCAAAAGAUUGAAUUUCCUUUUGUUCCCAUAACCAUUUAUUCAUCCUCGAUUAGAGAAGGUUUUGGGUUGAUCGCCAUGUCGAGUGAUGACAACAAAAUUUACAUUUACGAAUAUAAAUUUGAAAGCAGUGAAUAUAUCAAUCUGUCAUGCAUCGGAGAAAACUUAUAUCCUAAUGAAUUUGAUUUUAAUAUACAUGACAAUAAGGUUUUCGUAAAAUAUCUUAAGAAUGAACAUCUUCAAAUCGACAUCUUCGACAUGGACAACAAACUUUUUCAACCUUUUUGCAAUGUUUCCGAAACAUUCAAGGACGAUGUUGAAGGAAAAAUAUUCAAACCAUUUGAUGUUUCUCUACUUUUUAAAAAGAAGUACGACAAUGUCAAACCUUUUAUCAAUAGAAAACGUGCCCGUAUUGAAAGUCAAAUAAGAAAAUAAAAAGUUUUUUCGUU